Cephus cinctus (wheat stem sawfly) is the source of this 2572-nucleotide messenger RNA. RefSeq names its product tetratricopeptide repeat protein 25-like. Gene Ontology annotation, molecular function: protein binding. NCBI's taxonomy places the organism in Eukaryota, Metazoa, Arthropoda, Insecta, Hymenoptera, Cephidae. The transcript has a single exon. The record is from RefSeq and is a predicted model, not a curated record. Bases 31 to 2334 code for a protein of 767 amino acids.
CGUCCGUUCGGCUGCCAUGAAUGCUCUGACAUGUCCGCUAUCCUGUCAAAUAGCAAAGUCAAAGGUCAUUCGUUCGCGAGCCUUCCGGAAGUAGAUUUACCUUGUGAUUUUGAGGACACCGACGGGGAGGAGACCAGAGACGUGAUAGAGAAAGCGGAAGCACGUGCCAGAGCUCGUCAGCGGAGAGGAGGUUCUAAAAUUUUGAAAGGUACCAACAAGCAAUUCGCCGAGGCACUUCACCAGGAGGCGGACAGCUUGCAUCAUAAUGGGAACUACGAGACAGCCUUGAUACUGUACCACAGAGCAGCUCGUGCCUAUCCCCGUGACAUUAGCCACGCGGUGGCAGCACAAAGAACAUCGGCAGCCAUAACCUCAGCCACGAACCCAUCGAGAGCCUUGAAGAGUCUCUUACCCAAAGUCAGAAACGGAUCUGAACUCGCGGCUGUUCUCUGUCCAGAAUCCGCAGCAUUGAGAGCCUUGACUAUCCUGAGGGAAUCCCCGAAUCCUUCGUCGAUCGUAUCCCAGAUAUUCCAGUAUUUCGAUUAUCGUAAGGAUUUCUGGAGGAUGCCGACGGAGUCCGACAGGGAGUUACCUGUGAAGCUGGCGCGCUCCAGGAUAAUGCUGAGGCAGCUUACCAGCCUUGCCAGCCUGUCCUCCAAGAAUCUGGAGGCUUCCUUCCGUGCGGGCAAUGUAAACGCGACCUUGAGAAUAGGAGAAGAAUUACUCGUGCUAGCUGCUGCUCUAGAGAAUCCUCAUAGACACAGAGUGACGGCUCAUAGGUGCAUCGCCCUGACUUAUAUAUCCAUGGGACGUCACGAUCGUGCCAUUGGCCAGGUGUCCAGGAUGAUUUACUCGGCGAAGAUGUCCGGAGACAUCAUCCUCAGGGCACAGUCAUUCGUUACCUUGGGUAAGGUUCACCUGGCCUUUGGACACCUGGACGCGGUGGCUCGUGCCUGGGAGAGACUCGUUCACGAUAUCCAGGAGUCCCUUCCCAGAGCGUGGCUUCAGCACGAGAUAGGACGGUGUUACCUGGAAAUGGGAAGACAUAAUGAAGCUUUCUUAGUGUCUCGCGAAUGUUUGAAAUCGGCACGUGCGUCGAAUUCCAAAAAAUGGUUGCUCCAUGGUAAACUAUUAUGCGGCCAGGCUCUAAUCAAGCUGGGAAGGUUUGCCGAGGCUCUGGAAGUCCUGAGGGUGUCCGCGAGGAUCACCGAGGAGGAGGGUGACACGCCGACGUUGUCUUACAUCCGAGAUCUUAUUAGUCGGGUGUCGUCUGCACUGAGAAGUCUGGCGGGUCAACGGCGCAACGGAAGCCGCGAACGCCUCAGGAAGUUGCGCAGGAGGAGCAACGUUGAGAGGGAAAAUCAAUUCCUGGCAGUAACAGAAGAAAAGUCGAGCUCUUCACGGAAGAGUAAACUGUCCUCGCGAUUUCGAGAGAGCCUGGAUAUUUCAACUGACUUUCGUGCAGCCAAAGGAUUGGUUUGCUCGAGGGAGAAAGUAGAAAGGGAAGAGGUCGAAUGCUCGUCUUUACCAAUGAGAACGAAGCUGCCUACCGAAGCGAGAGUCUCAAAGGGAAGCUUCAUGAACGAAACGAAGGAUCUCGAAGCUUCUAGAAGCAUUUCCGAACAAUCCAUAUCGUCCACUCAGCUAAGUCCAAUCAGUGAAGAUCCAUAUCAUCCAGACACCGGCAGGACUCGGAUCCUUCGAAGAGAAGCAGACAGUCCUGAUACGUCAGAUAGUAAAUAUACAGGAAAAACUUACGUGGUAGAUUCAUGUGAAAAAGACUGCUCAUUUUCAAAAAUCGAUCGCAGCGCCACGCCGGAGACGUUUAUGCUGAAACAUAACCUAAAUUCAUACCGAAGUACAAUCCCAGACUUGAAGCUGGUAAAUGGAUUUAGUAAUACUGUCUCGUCACCAGAAUCCUUCAGGAGCCAAGAUACACGAAGGACUUUCACAGUAGCCCACUCUCCGAAUCCUGAUUCCACUUUGAAUAUCGACGAAUCCUACGAAUCGAGUACGACCGGAGGAUGCACCAAGAUGCAUCGAGAAUUCAAAUCUGGCGUACCUAGCAAAGAGGUAGAAGAAGUACAGGACUCCUUCCAGAUAAGGAAUCGUACCGUGAGCGACAAUGAAUGCGAAACUGUGCAAAGUUACGAGAAGGGAGAACUCCUAGUCGAUACGGCACUGGGUGAAUUAGUUCCGACGGAGAAAACUUGUCGUACGGAAACUCCGCACAGCUUGUAUCGACAUUCUCUACCAACGGAUUUCAAUAGAGAGGAUUUAAACGAGAAUGCAGCAGCUUGCCAAGGAUUCACCACAAUCUUCGGACCACUUUAGACGGGAAUUUAAACGCGCACGUCCAACGUAUUUUUACGUCGUUAGGUGACUGCAUUGUUCAAAAGAAACCUUAGCAUGACCAGCGUAGUCCCCAGCCAAAACAACAUUUGAAUCAGGCGUCAUUGUCAAAGGAAUUACAUCGUAUGCGUGCCUCACUAAAUUAUUGAUAAAUAAUAUAUAAUUUUUAUUUACGUAUACCUUACUUUUAUAUCUUUAUUAUAUAAGCUGUACUAUCGUU